UAGAAAAAUCAAACCAGACCAAACUAUACCAGGCCACGAAAACAAAGCCUUAUUAGUUGUACAUUUGUACUUACUUAGUUGGUAAAUGCUGUUGUACAAAAGGCAAAACAUGGACUUUAGAGUUGAGUCCUCUCCUAUUUGUCCCUCUUUUGUGGGACCCUACCCUUAUAUAACAUCCACCAAAGUAUACAAAUGCAAACCAUAUGAGUUCUUUUUCAUAGCAGUUGAACUACUAAACUUACAUGCUCCUCCCAAAAUAACAGAAACCAAAACCAAAACCAAAACCAAAACCAAACCAAAACCCUCAUAUCUUUUCUUACAAAGAAGUUGAUCAUAUAACCAAAACUCAUCAAAAAACCAAAACCAAAACCAAAACCCAUCAUAUCUUUUCUUACAAAAAAAGUUGAUCAUAUAAUCAAAACUCAUCAAAAAUGGAUUUAGAUGAGUUCACCUUCCCUGCCACCCAUCCAACCACCACUCCGAUCGAUUCACCACCGCUAUGGCGGCUCUCUCCUUCGGCCUCCCCUACACCUUCUUACUUAGAAGCAACAACAGGGAUGAAGCUCAACAUCAAAACAUCCGAAAAUGGCAACUUUUACUCUAGGAAAAGUUGUUCAUUUUUAGAAGGGAAAUGCUUAACAAAGAGGUCAAGAUUAAGUGGUAAUAAUGAAGAUGAUGAUCAAGCUCAAGAAAAGAUGGAUAUGUUAUGGGAAGAUUUGAAUUAUGAAGAAUUAUUCAAAAGUAAGCGCGAUUCGAGGUUGUUUGAGUUUCAUUCUAAGGGAAGUAAUGAGGUUAUGGAGUUUGGAUGUGUUCCUACACCAUUCAAGUUAGUAAGAACUAGUACUAUGAAAGGUGGUGGUAGUAAAAUUAAGAGACCAAGUAUGGUUGUGUUAAUUAAGGUUCUUAAAAGACUCUUUGUUCUUCAACAAUUCGCAAAGAAGAGGUCCCGCUGAAUUCUGUUCUUUUUUAGUUGCAACGUUUUAAAUUUUUUAAUUAGAUUUUUUCUUGUAAUUUGAUCUCUUAUACAAGUAAAUAUACAUAAAUAUAUGAUACUUAAAAGUUAUAACCAUAUGCUUGAUUGUAUAAUAUAUUGUUUGGUGAUUGGUUUGAUUCA
Molecule: messenger RNA, 1114 nt
Organism: Spinacia oleracea (spinach)
Lineage: Eukaryota; Viridiplantae; Streptophyta; Magnoliopsida; Caryophyllales; Amaranthaceae
Exons: 1
Coding region: 432-953 (173 amino acids)
Source: RefSeq, a predicted model, not a curated record